Messenger RNA from Orbilia oligospora ATCC 24927, 1878 nucleotides. RefSeq lists its product as uncharacterized. Gene Ontology annotation, cellular component: plasma membrane. The transcript has 2 exons. Bases 1 to 1878 code for a protein of 625 amino acids. The record is from RefSeq and is a predicted model, not a curated record. NCBI's taxonomy places the organism in Eukaryota, Fungi, Ascomycota, Orbiliomycetes, Orbiliales, Orbiliaceae.
AUGGCGCUGGCAUUGGCCGCGCUCGUUCCCUAUGUCCUGGCUUCAGACCAAGGGAUGGGAUAUAAUCUCAUGAGCAAGAGAUCCUAUACACCCCAUUACCCGGUCUGCCCUUAUACAUUCGACCCAUUCGUAUAUGUUGGAUGUUACAAUGACCCAAGCGGUUCUACUCUCCGAUUCAGACCAGGUAUCAAUGGUCCUGGUAUGACCCACGAGAAGUGCUGGUCCGCCUGUAAGAACAACGGUUUCCGCUACGCCGGUCUUGAGUACUACGGACAGUGCUCUUGCGGUUCUACCAUUGCUAGUACUCCAUAUGUUGAUGUGGGAGAUGCUAAGAAGGGUUGUACUUAUGCCUGCAAUGGUAACCCAGACCAGAUCUGUGGUGGCAGCAAGGCUAUCUCUGUCUACUACGAUCCCACUUAUCCACCAAAGACCGAAGAGGAACUUGCAACUGCUGGUGCUGACUACACCGCCAUUGGAUGUUUCAACGAGGUCUCCGGCAGACUGCUUACCGAUGACCAAGUUGAUAUCAAUGGUGACUCCAUGACCGUCGAACUCUGUCUCAACCAGUGCGGUAAGCAAGGUUACGCCUACGCCGGUGUAGAAUACGGAAAGGAAUGUUGGUGCGCCGGAAAACUCGCCCCAGGUGUCGCUCCUAUCGAUGAUGCCAAAUGCAAUCUUCCAUGCAAGGGUAAUACCGACCAGACAUGCGGUGGACGCAGCACUAUCUACGUCUACUAUAACGACGAGCUUGAUACUACUGAGCCAUGCGGAGAGGGCCCAAAUACCUCUACCACUACCACCACUGCUGAACCAACUACCUCGUCGACCACCUCUGAAGAGCCAGAACCCACUACUACUGCCAGCACUACCACAGAGGAGCCAGAGCCAACCACUACCACCACUACCACUACUGAAGAACCAGAACCCACUACUACUACUACAUCCUAUGUUGAGCCUACUCCAACCACUACAGAGUCUACCACUGCCUCAACCACUCCAGCCACUACUCCAACUACCACCAAAUCUACUACCAAGUCCACCACCAAGUCCACUACCACCAAGACUACCACCACUUCAUGCCGAACCCGAUGCGGUGGUUACUGCGCUCCACCUCUCCCAACCUUCACAGACAAGCCAUCUUGCAAGAGCGUCGCCGCCCUCUGCUGGUCCCAAGUUAACGAAUGUAUCAACAAGGCCGGUGCCGCUUACGUCGACGAGUGUACCAAGCUCGCCUCCGGUUGUGCCAUCUACCACAAAUACUGCAAGGACAAGUGUGGAUACAAGUGCAACAAGAAGGACUGCGACGAUUGGGAUGGUUGGUAUCCACCAGUCAAGCCAACUCCUCCACCAAAGCCAACCAAGACUCCUCAACCACCAAAGCCAACCCCAACCCCAACUGAUAACGUCUGUGUCACUCCAACCGCAUACAAGAGCCCAGUCGGUGGUGUCAAGGCUCCAGUCGUCUCUUGCAAUGAUGAUAAGACUGACUACAACCGUGGUAACUGCUGGAAGGUCUUCUCUUCCUACAAGAACAAGGAAUGCGCUUCCUUCCCACGUGGAUCCAUCGGUGGCGCUUGUAUCGAGGCUUGCAACAUUCAAUACGAGAACUGCCGUGUUCAAUACGCUGGUUCUACUAACAAGCCAAAGUUGAACAGGUACAAGAAGUGGCACAAGAAGUCUGUCUCUGUUGAGGAAGAGGCCCUUGAGAAGAGAACUUUCGGAUACGGCUGGACCUGGGAUUGGGUCCGUGGUAAUAGCUAUAACAGCUACAACAAUGCUUGCAAUGAGUGCAAGAAGCAACGUGAUGCUUGUAUCGCGGCUAAUAAGUCUAAUCCUAAUGGUUCCAAGUACUGCAAGAAGUACGGAUACUUCUACUAA